AUGUCAGAAUUUCAUUCAUGGUGGCCACCUAUUCGUGUUGCUAUAUUACAUUCUACUGGAUCAGGUUACGGAAAACCGAAUAAACUUAUACAAACAAUAUCCAAUAAUCCAGGAAGUGUAUUACUAACCACCUAUGCUACUCUGGUAACCUAUCGCGAUGUACUGACAAGUCGAAAUUGGUCAUAUAUUAUUUUAGAUGAAGGCCAUAAAAUAAAGAAUCCAGAAGCUGAAGCCACAUUGGCUGUAAAACAUUUCUCAACUCCGCAUCGACUAAUUCUUUCUGGUAGUCCUAUUCAAAAUAAUUUACGCGAGUUAUGGUCAAUUUUCGAUUUUGUAUGCCCGGGACGCUUGGGACCACUACCGGAAUUUAUGCAACAAUUUUCUAUACCGAUUACUCAGGGAGGUUAUGCUACUGCCUCACCACUUCAAGUUGAAACAGCAUAUCAAUGUGCAUGUACCCUACGCGAUCUUUUAAAGCCAUACCUUAUUCGCCGACUCAAAGCUGAUGUACAAAUACAACUGCCGUCUAAAUCUGAACAAGUUUUAUUUUGUCGACUAACGGAAUAUCAACGGAAACUUUAUCGCGAAUAUUUGGAAUCACAAACAUGUAAAGAUCUGUUAAAUGGUAAAGGCAAUAUUUUUCCGUCUUUAAUCCUAUUGCGAAAUCUAUGCAAUCAUCCAGAUUUGGCUACAGGUGGACCGAGAGAUAGUUGUUUUUUAAAUGAAGAAUAUGAAGUUGAUAAACAAGGCAUUGAAAAUGUCUGCUUAUCUUAUUCAUGGUCGAGAUUUGGUUGUCCACGUCGAUCUAGUAAAAUGUUAGUGGUUGCUUCACUUCUUAAGAAUUGGUUUGAUCAAGGACACAAAGUUUUACUAUUUUCACAAAGUCGUAGGAUGCUUACAUUACUUGAACGUUUAGUACAGUUGAUGAAAUUAUCAUAUCUUAGAAUGGAUGGAACAACACCUAUUAGUCAACGUCAUGAACUUAUUCGACGUUUCAACUAUCGUUCAACAAAUAAUACUGAACAUACAACAUCAGAUCCUUGUGAUAUAUUUGUAUUUUUGUUAACUACACGUGUUGGUGGUCUGGGAGUAAAUUUAACUUCAGCUAAUCGUGUACUUAUCUAUGAUCCUGAUUGGAAUCCAACUACAGAUUUACAAGCACGUGAAAGAGCCUGGCGUAUUGGACAAUUACGUGAUGUUAUUGUUUACCGUUUAUUGACUAGUGGAACUAUUGAAGAGAAAAUUUAUCAGAGACAAAUAUUUAAACAAUUUCUUACUAAUCGAAUUCUUAAAAAUCCACGUCAACAACGUUUUUUUAAAACGAAUGAUCUUCAAGAGUUAUUAAGCUUUGAAGGUGAUACAGAUAUGCAAGAUAAUUGUGAGACAACUUUAUAUCUACAAUCAGAAGGUAUGGGACAUACAGUAACUGAUAAUUAUUCAUCAACAACAUCAUCCAAUCGAUUUGAUAGACUUGCUCAAAAACAAAAAGAUAAAUCAUCACAACAGAAGCAUUGUGAUUUGGAUAAAGCAGAGAGUAGCAGUGAUGGCGAUGACGAUGAUGAUGGUGAUGAAGACGAAACAAUGGAGGAUAAUCAAGAGGAGAAAGACAGCAUGAUGAAGAGUACAAAAAGAAAGAAAAUAACAGAUGACAGUGUAAAGUGUAGUUCAUCAUCUGAGAAUACCAAUCCACAAGAUGAGCGUAAAAUUCAACUUCGAAAGCUUGCCAAAGAAAUAAGCCGUCGUAUAUCUGAAGGAUGCUUGGAUAAAAAUGAUCCAGUUGAAUUUACUUCACCUGAUAAUAACAAUAAUAAUAGACAGAAUAAGCAGAAAUCUUCAAGUCGACAUUAUAAGCGUAAUAGUGAUAAUACUAGAGGUGUGAGAGUAGAUGGAAAAAGAAUUAAACUUGUCGCAAAACAGUGUAAAUAUGAUGUCGGUGAUGGCGUUGAUAUAUCCAUAUCUCGAAAUGAUCAUAAACUUAGUAAUUUGGAUAAAAAUAUAACCACUGGUCUGGAAAAAGAUGAUGAUUUUAUUAGAACUGUUCUAACAGGCGCCUCUUCCUCGUCUUCGUAUGGAAAUGAAACAGACAGCAAUAUGCUAACUGCUUCACUUACAAAGAAGAGAUCAGUUGUAGAUCAAGAUAUACGUGAAGAAGCGAAUCGGAUUGCUAAUGAAGCCUUGAAAAGCAUUCAGAGAUUUUAUAAAUCUAGUAGGACAAAGUCUAAAGAAUCAACUGAGAAAAACAAAGAAAACGUCAGAAAAGUAAAUCAUAAAGAAUCAUUGAAAAGAAGUCAUUCAAAUCAUCUGUCUUCAACUGAUAAAUCAUCUAAACUAAAAGAAAUCGAAUCCCAAAAUAGUUCACCUUUCCUAAGUCACAUAACUCAAAUAGUCCAACAUGAUCAAUUAUUAGACGAAAUGACAAAUCCAAAUCAUAUUGAUGUAUCGUUCAAUCAAAUAGAAGCGAAUCGGUUAGCCAGUAAUGCAAUUAAAGCUUUACAAGAAGAAGUAAUUAGCUGGCAACGACAACAACUUCACCUCUCUUCCUCUUCUACUCAAAAUACUGAACAUAAUUUCCACGAGGUUACUUAUCCAUUCGGUCAGGCUAAAAAUCGUUUUCUUUGGAAUCCAAAUGAAUCGACGAGUAUACAGCUUUUACAAUUGUCAGGUGAAUCGGAAGAUACAAGCGAAAAGUGUUAUUAUGAAAAUUCAGCUAGAUGUCAUGUUAGAUUCAGUUCAGAGCUAUUGUUCAGUCUUAUUCGUUUACGCAAAAUUUCUCGUGAAAGUCAUGCAUGCAAUUCAACCGAUCAGGAAUCAGUUAAUUCUUCGCUAAAUCCGUCAAUGCAACGUCUUUGUGCCGAAAUUAUUCGGAUACUUAGUAGUUCUCCAUGUGUUACUAGUGAAUACUUGAGUGUUCGAUUUGCAAAUAUUUUAAAUAAUAAUAAUAAUUCAGAAGACUGUAAGAAAGGUUUAAAACAAAGCGCUAUAAACAGUGUUUCAAACAGAACUGCUACUAUAACUGCACAGCAUUUUCGUGCAGUGCUUAAACAAUUAGCUAUCAGACAUCGAGCGAAAAAACAAAAUCAUCCAUCAGAUAAGCCUUCACGUGGUCGUCUAGAUGAUAUUUGGAUAUUACGUGAUAAAUUUCGACCAGUCGCUAGCUACCUGUUUCUGCAUUUGGCAUCGGUUGAAAGACUGAAUCAACCUAAUACUACUAUUUGA
Messenger RNA from Trichobilharzia regenti, 3216 nucleotides. NCBI's taxonomy places the organism in Eukaryota, Metazoa, Platyhelminthes, Trematoda, Strigeidida, Schistosomatidae. The record is from the annotation of a GenBank genome assembly.